Neogale vison (American mink) is the source of this 714-nucleotide messenger RNA. RefSeq names its product dynein light chain Tctex-type 1 (gene DYNLT1). NCBI's taxonomy places the organism in Eukaryota, Metazoa, Chordata, Mammalia, Carnivora, Mustelidae. The transcript is spliced from 5 exons. Gene Ontology annotation, biological process: microtubule-based movement. The coding region runs from base 47 to 388 and encodes 113 amino acids. Gene Ontology annotation, cellular component: cytoplasmic dynein complex; cytoplasm. The record is from RefSeq and is a predicted model, not a curated record. Gene Ontology annotation, molecular function: dynein intermediate chain binding.
CGCAGUGCGCGCUACAGGAGGGCGGAGGCGACGCGCAGGAGGGAAGAUGGAAGACUACCAGGCUGCGGAGGAGACUGCUUUUGUCGUGGAUGAAGUGAGCAACAUUGUAAAAGAGGCUAUCGAGAGCGCGAUCGGCGGCAAUGCCUACCAGCACAGCAAAGUCAAUCAGUGGACCACAAACGUAGUAGAACAAACUUUAAGCCAACUCACCAAGCUGGGAAAGCCAUUUAAGUACAUCGUGACCUGUGUGAUUAUGCAGAAGAACGGAGCCGGGCUGCACACGGCGAGUUCCUGCUUCUGGGACAGCUCUACGGACGGCAGCUGCACCGUGCGGUGGGAGAACAAGACCAUGUACUGCAUCGUCAGCGCCUUCGGGCUGUCCAUCUGAGGCUCGCCGGCCCUCCGCCCGUGCCUGCGCGCCUCCUCUCCCCACGGCCGCGGGCUCCGGCCAGCACCUUCCUCCUCCUCUCUCUCGUGGCGCGCACGGCGUCGAGGACAGCCAGGUGACUGCCCUGUUCUGUGAACCGCGUAGCCAAGUCCGAGGACCGUCAUCCUGGGUGCUCGGGCCUCUGCCGCCACUCUCUUAACUCUGAAUAUUUCUUUUCAAAGGUGCUAAAAACUGAAGUCUGCUAGUUUGAAACUUUCUCUCUUUCAGAUACACUAAUUUUCCAUACUUUGUACUUUGGUUAGAAUAAUAAAUUAUUCCACUUUGAA